This is a messenger RNA of Syzygium oleosum, 1538 nucleotides long. RefSeq lists its product as uncharacterized. NCBI's taxonomy places the organism in Eukaryota, Viridiplantae, Streptophyta, Magnoliopsida, Myrtales, Myrtaceae. The record is from RefSeq and is a predicted model, not a curated record. Gene Ontology annotation, biological process: transcription elongation-coupled chromatin remodeling; DNA-templated transcription elongation. The coding region runs from base 101 to 1168 and encodes 355 amino acids. The transcript is spliced from 5 exons.
CGCUUGAAUCGAAUCUCCUUGUUCCCUCCGGUGGGAAACAGGAAAAAAAAAAAUUCCCGAAAAUCAACGGAAAUUCACAUCCUAUCCGCAGAAGAAGAAAAUGGAGCAAGGACUUAUCCAGUGGAGUCCUUGCCCCCACCGCCACCGCCUCCGCCCCUCUCUCUCCUCCUCCUCCUCCUUCCUCCUCCUCCGCUCGCCAAUCCACAGACCCAGGGUCGCCGGACGGCCCUCGCCCCCCCCUCAUCCGCCGGCGGCGAUCUCCGCGGCUCUCGAGUCCGCCGGCGCCGAGGCCCUGACGGCUAGGGAGCGGAGGCAGCUCAGGAACCAGAGGAGGGAGAGCCGGGGGGCCUAUAACUGGCGGGAGGAAGUGGAGGAGCGGCUCAUCGAGAAGCCCAAGAAGCAGUUCGCCUCCUGGACCGAGGAGCUCAACCUCGAUUACCUCGCCAAGCCGGGGCCUCAGUGGUGGAUCGUCCGCGUCUCCCGCGUCCGGGGCCAGGAGACCGCCGAUUUGAUCGCUCGCUUGCUCAUCAGGAACUUCCCCGACGUCGAGUUCAAGGUAUAUGCACCAGCUGUCCAAGAAAAGAGGAAACUAAAGAAUGGUUCUUACUCCGUUAAAGCAAGGCCCCUCUUUCCAGGAUGUGUUUUCUUAAGAUGCAUCUUAAACAAGGAGUUACAUGACUUCAUCAGAGAAUGUGAUGGAGUUGGAGGCUUCGUGGGAUCAAAAGUUGGAAACACAAAAAGGCAGAUAAUCAAGCCUCGGCCAGUAUCUGAGGAUGACAUGGAGGCUAUCUUCAGAAAGGCAAAAGAAGAACAAGAGAAGACCGACCGAGCUUUUGAGGAUGAGCUAGCGUCUGAAACCCUCAAGUCUGAAAAGCUUGAUCUAGACCUACAUUCAAGUGCGGAUGAUUCUUUGGAGUCUGCUAUGAAGCCAAAGCGCCAGUCCCGAAAAUCUUCCGGCACACUCGGUGGCUUAUCUGCUAAAGAGAAAUACAAGCUUCUUGUCCCGGGUUCCACUGUUAGAGUUCUAUCAGGAACUUUUGCAGGCUUUGAAGGCAGCCUCAAGAAGUUGAAUCGCAAGAAUAAAAAGGCGACUGUUGGAUUUGCGCUAUUUGGAAAAGAAAGCUUGGUAGAUUUGGAUGUGGAUGAAAUUGUACCUGAGGUGGCAUAACCAUGGAAUCUCUUUGAUGAAUCCCUGCCACGUGGCAGGCUCCAUGUGAGAUGAUGGCUAUGUUCUAAUCUCUCGACGAUGAAUUUGCAGGGUGAUUGACCCAGAGGCAUGCAGGCGCAUAGGUCCAUCAUAGGCGUUGAUCGGGUUGUUCCCCGUUGGUAGUGAAUGAAAAAAAUUUAGAGAUCAAGUUCUACUCAAUACCAGGUGAGAGAAAUAGUGUCUGGUCAUCAUAAUGACCCGUAGAAAAUUCUAUCCAGGAGAUCAUCGGGAGAUCUGAUUGAAGUUGGAGAAAGAAUAUGCUAGGCUGGGGUCUGUACGCUAACAAACCAGAUUUAAGUGCUCGAGCUGGUCAAUCUUCUAUUCAUUGCAA